AUGGACCCAACAGCUGGAGUGGGCACACCGCCUAGCGCCAGCAAAGGACGUGGCCGGAGGCCUGGUCCCGGUAGGGGCGCCGGUGGCGGCCGAGGCGGCGCUGCACCUAAAGACUCCAAUCCAGCCAGGCCCGGCGGCCCCGCCGGCGCAGCCCCCGGCGCAGCAGCAGCCCCGGCUGCUGCUACAGCCGUAGGCGCGGCUACAGGGCCUAGCGCCGUGGGCGCUGGCGCCAGCCCGGGCGGAACAUCAGCGGCUGCCAGCUUAGGACCUGCGGGGGGAGUUGCGAAGAAGCGGGGAAGGAUUCCUAAAGCUAAGCCUGUCGGCGAAAUCGCAGUGGCAGCGGCCGCCGACUCAGGACCCGAGGACGCCUACGUCCCCGACACGAGUAUGCCGUACCGUGGCACGUUCACGAAAGACUUAUCGCGGCUCAUGUACGGCUUUGGUGAUUACGAGAACCCCAUUCAGGAAACGAUCAACGUAGUCGAGGACAUCUUGGUGGAGUACGUCCGGGAGACCUGCUGCGCCGCACUCAACGAGGCGGCCCGCAUGGGGAAGCUGGACCGCGACCGGGCCUCCGGGGCGCCCAAGCUAAAGGUGGACGAGAAGGAUAUCCUGUUCUUGGUCCGCAAGGACCCUCGGAAGUACGCCCGCAUUCGGGAGCUUCUGGACAUGCAGCUGCUCAUCAAGGAGGCCAGGAAGACGUUGGACGUGGACAAGAUUUCCGAGGGUGACAUGGACGCCGGGGGUCCUCCAGGAGCGCCUGGUGCUGCGGAGGAGGACCCGGGGGAGGAGCUGCCCGACCUGCCUGAUGAAGACAUCGACGUGGAGUGA
This is a messenger RNA of Volvox carteri f. nagariensis, 831 nucleotides long. RefSeq lists its product as uncharacterized. The record is from RefSeq and is a predicted model, not a curated record. The transcript is spliced from 7 exons. NCBI's taxonomy places the organism in Eukaryota, Viridiplantae, Chlorophyta, Chlorophyceae, Chlamydomonadales, Volvocaceae. Bases 1 to 831 code for a protein of 276 amino acids. Gene Ontology annotation, molecular function: protein heterodimerization activity. Gene Ontology annotation, biological process: transcription by RNA polymerase II.